GGCUUUUGGCUUUUGCCUUUUGGCCCCGAGGGCGUUCGGCAUCCCCAAUUUCUGUUGCGUAACUUGCGUUGACGGAAAAAGAAGAUGGCGACCAGCCGAGAACCGGAGAUUAAUUCGUGUCCCAUGGCGGCGGAAGAGGGAGAGGCGGCGGAGGACCUGAUCGAGAUCCUGGAGGCCUCGUCGACGCCGAUCGACCUCGCACGGUAUGUGAACCACGUUCGCGACCCCGCCGCCGGAGCCAUCGCCACCUUCGAGGGCACCACCCGCCACACCUUCGAGGGGAAACGCGUCCUGGAGCUCCGCUACGAGGCCUACCUCCCCAUGGCGCUCCGGCGCCUGCGGGCCAUCUGCUCGGGCGCCCGCGCCGCCUGGUCCCUCCGCCGCCUCGCCGUCGCCCACCGCCUCGGCACCGUCCCCGUCGGCGAGGCCAGCGUCUUCGUGGCAGCAUCGGCGGUGCACCGGGCGGACGCGCUCGAGGCGUGCCGCUUCCUCAUCGACGAGGUGAAGGCGUCGGUACCCAUCUGGAAGAAGGAGGUCUACGCCAACGGCGAGGUCUGGAAGGAGAACAGGGAGUUCCUUCAGAGAAGGAACGCCUUGGCCUUGGCCACCUCUUCCUGCUGCUGCACCACCAAGGUCAGGAUGGACGGCGACGACGCUGCGGCAGCCGACGAUGGUGGGUCGGGGGCGGAUGAGGAAAAAGUCCCAGCCGUAUGAUGUUCUGUUCUCCCUCCUCGAUCCGUUAGGAUAACGCGCAUCCCGUCCAGAAUAAGAGAGCAGAUGGUGCGGCCCUCUUGGUUCUUUCCCCUUUUUUUUCUUACCAAAUUAUCAUGUGCUCGGAGAGGCUAGUGGGUUUCACCUUCAUGGUAUAAGGUGUGGCAAGUUUCGACGAAUUCAUUCAAUCGCAUCGUGGUUUCGAAAUUUUACCAACCUUA
Molecule: messenger RNA, 932 nt
Organism: Elaeis guineensis (African oil palm)
Lineage: Eukaryota; Viridiplantae; Streptophyta; Magnoliopsida; Arecales; Arecaceae
Product: molybdopterin synthase catalytic subunit
Biological process (GO): Mo-molybdopterin cofactor biosynthetic process
Cellular component (GO): molybdopterin synthase complex; cytosol
Molecular function (GO): molybdopterin synthase activity
Source: RefSeq, a predicted model, not a curated record